AUGAGAGUGUAAUUAGAGUUAUUUUCCUUCUUUUCUGCAGGACGUCGUUCAUGAAGCAACGUUAUGAGUUUUGUCUGAAAUUUAAUCUCUCUUAGUUUGCAAUUUUUUUCUGUACUGUGCUAUUGUGUCUCACAAGAUGCGGCUUUUCAAGAAGACUACGGUGGUGAUUGAGGAAGAUUUCGGUGAAGAAAGUAUGUUCGAAGAAAAGGAUGAAGAUCAUUGGAAUAACAUGGAUGCCCCAGAUCCGAAUAAACCACACAAGCACACAAUGAAGUGUGACUGCGUGGACCGGCUUGUCUCCUACAUGUUUCGUCAGCUCGGAUGGAUGGUUGGCAAGAAACCGGGCUAUUUCAUCAUAGUUCCUUUCCUAAUCUCGGCUCUUCUUGCAACGGGAAUGCAACGGAUUAAUUACGUAGCAGACCCCGAAUAUCUCUUCAGCCCCACGGACGGACCAGCCAAGUAUGAACGUCAAAUUAUAGAGACGUUAUUCCCCAUGAAUCUGUCGAAAGAUUUCGACGUGGGCCGCAUGACGCGAAUCAGCCCAUUCGCGAGAAUCAUGAUAGAGGCAAAGGAUGGUAAAAGUAUAUUCGAUAAAGAAGUAUAUGGUGAUCUGAAAAAGAUUGACAAGUUGGUGAAUAACAUCACCAUCUGGAACAGCCAUCGUUUGUGGAAAUACAAGAACAUGUGUGCCAAGAAGAACAGGAGGUGCUUCGAAAACCAUAUCCUCAAUUUCGACGAUCGAAUUGAUGACAUGGCUGCAGGAAAGUAUUCUAUCGACUACCCUCUCAUGAUUAACGAAGUGACGUUUAACAUAUUUUUCAGUGCUGCUUUUCUCGGUGGUGUGAAAACUGACGAAUUUGAUAAAAUUGAAUCAGCUAGGGCUGUUAAUUUACUGUAUUUUUUGGAAGACGCGCCAGGAAAAGUGGAGAGGGCCAAUCAGUGGGAAGGAGAAUUCUUACAGCUGAUGGAAGAAGCAGAAUUCGAGCAUAUUAAUAUAGCGUAUUACACUUCACUAACGUUGUCUGCGGAGUUGGAAAAAAACACCAUAUCAGUGUUACCACUUUUUAGUGUAACAGUUGUAAUUAUGCUUGCUUUUUCCGUAUCUACGUGCAUGAUGUUAGAUUGGGUAAAAAGCAAGCCGUGGCUUGGUGUCAUAGGAUGUUUCUCGUCUGCAGUUGCUGUUGCGGGUGCUUUUGGUUUAACAGCUUACUGUGGAUUGGAAUUCAUUGGACUAAAUUUAGCAGCACCUUUCCUUAUGUUGGGGAUUGGAAUGGACGACACUUUCGUCUUACUGGCUGCCUGGCGUAGAACAGAUGAUAGAUUGAGUGUUCCCGAAAGACUGUCCAUCACAUUUGCGGAUGCAGGGGUAUCAAUCACCAUAACAUCAUUAACAAAUUUCAUAUCUUUCUGGAUCGGUGUCAUCACGCCAUUUCCCUGUGUCCGUAUUUUCUGUAUCUAUACUGCAAUGGCCGUACUCUUUACGUACAUCUAUCAUAUUACAUUUUUUGGAGGUGUCAUGGCUCUCAGUGGAUAUGCUGAACAAAGAAAUCUGCAUUCAUUCAUUUGUACUCCUACCAUGCCUAAAUCACUAGCACAGGAUCGAGGUAAAUGCUAUAAUCUUUUCUGUACGGGUGGAAGAAAUCCUUUGGAUCCUGAUAAUCCUCUGGAUAAUGAAGAAAACAUGAUGAUGAAAUUUUUUAGAGACAAGCUCGGAGUAUUUUUAAGUAAGAAAUCCGUAAAGAUGACGGUUAUCUUUUUCUUCCUCAUCUACCUCUCAGUUGGAUUAUAUGGUUGCACCAAAGUAAAAGAAGGCUUGGAGCGUUUCAAAAUGGCGAGAUACGAUUCUUAUUCCCUUGAUUAUUAUGACUUCGAGGACAAAUAUUUCAGAAAAUACCCUUAUCGGAUCCAAGUAAUUAUAAACAAAACCCUUGAUUACUCCGAUCCAAAAGUCCAAGAAGAAGUUGAGGAGCUCUUGCAUAGAUUAGAGAAUAAUCGAUUGAUGGCUGGAAACAGAUUCACUGAAUCGUGGUUAAGAAUAUACCACAGAUUCAUGAAAGAUUCCAGAACGCAAGUUUUUCUGCAGGGCUACAACAUGAGUUUGAAAGAAGAUUUUUACAAAGGUAUCCGGCAAGUUUUCUUCAGGCUGUCGCAAAAUUAUUUCCAACAGGAUAUAAAAUUUAACGAAGAUUUUACUGAAAUUACCGCUGCUCGAUUCGUUUUGCAAACAGAAAACAUUAUGGAUGCGAAUGACGAAAAGAAUAUGCUGAUAGAGCUAAGGGCUAUAGCCGCUAAUUCAACUUUGCCCGUUGUAGUAUUCAAUCAGCUGUUCGUGUUGUUUGAUCAGUUCUUAUUAAUUAAAGAAACGUCCAUACAGGCGGUUGGUGUAGCGACGGCAGUAAUGAUGGUCAUAUCAUUCCUCUUCAUACCCAACCCUAAUUGUGCCUUAUGGGUAGCCUUCUCUAUAUUUUCGAUUGAAAUCGGAGUGGUCGGAUUUAUGAGUUUAUGGAAUGUAAAUCUGGAUGCUAUAUCUAUGAUAAACCUAAUUCUAUGCAUAGGAUUUUCUGUUGACUAUUCGGCCCACAUAACGUAUGCCUUCAUAUCUUCUACCAACAAAGAUCCGAAUGAGCGAAUGAAAACUGCUCUGCAUUCAUUGGGAUUACCUAUUGCUCAAGGGAGCGUUUCUACAAUACUGGGCAUCGUUGUACUUAAUGCUGCCCCCUCAUAUAUAUUUUCAGUAUUUUUCAAAACUGUUUUUCUAGUGAUAUUAUUUGCAGCUGUACACGGUCUCCUGUUACUACCUGUUUUGCUAUCAUUGACUGAUGGUUGGUGCUCAGGAUCCAGGAGGGAGAAGCCUGAAAAAGAAGGCACUCCUCCAUUUUAUAUAACGUCCCAGCAAAAUGACAUACUUGCUAACCAUGAUGGUAAAACACCGACCUACAGAACACUUGCCGAUCCUCACUUGUCCAUUAUCACAGAAGAGCCCAAGUACAAGACAACAGCUACUUGGACUGAUAAUGGAGAUUUGGAUCAGGGCAUCGGCACUAGUGGUGAAAGUAGUGACGGUAGCUGGCGUGGCAAUGAUGAAAUCAUUGACCACUCACACCAGCUGCACGGAAGCUCGUCCAAGCUUACAGCGGUGGGCCAACCAAGUGACUCGCCAAGAACUCGGGAAAGGCAAGACCAUGUCAAUCCUGGGUUCGUCGACGAUGACGAUUUGAAAGGUUCUCGAAUGGGCGCUUAUCACUGUGCCCACAAAGAUAAUAAAGCGGGUUAUAAUGGGAGGUGGGAGAGUUUGCAGAAACAGCAUGGUUUUUUAAGAAUUAAUUUUAUUUAUUUUUNUCACGACUUAAUAGUGGUUACGUAA
Parasteatoda tepidariorum (common house spider) is the source of this 3364-nucleotide messenger RNA. RefSeq names its product patched domain-containing protein 3. Lineage: Eukaryota; Metazoa; Arthropoda; Arachnida; Araneae; Theridiidae. Gene Ontology annotation, cellular component: membrane. The record is from RefSeq and is a predicted model, not a curated record.